AUGAAUGACGAAAAGCAGCCACUGCUUAUAGGGCCUAUCAGUCCUCUAGACAAUGCUGAAAUUCAGACGGUGGAAUUAGCGGAUGGUGGGCCGAAUUUAACACCUAAGGACGAAAAAGCGAAAAAUGACUACCAUCCUGCUUCUGAACGAUGUCUUGAACAUCCUACGUCUAAUUUCGACACUAUGAUACAUCUGCUUAAAGGCAAUAUUGGUACAGGUAUUUUAGCGAUGCCCGAUGCCUUUAAAAAUGCUGGUUUAUUUUUUGGUGUUUUUGGCACAUUAUUUAUGGGAGCUAUUUGCACACACUGUAUGCAUAUAUUAGUUCAGUGCUCCAAUGAAUUGUGUAUAAGAAACCAAAGACCGGCAAUGAGUUUUGCUGAAGUUGUUGAAGAUGCAUUUGCUAUGGGGCCAGUAUCAUUGCGGUCAUAUUCAAAAAGAAUGAAAAAUGUUGUCAAUGUGUUUUUGUUACCAUUGUACUUUGGAACUGCUAUCUAUGCAUUUGAGGGCAUUGGAGUGAUCUUGCCGCUGGAGAAUAACAUGAAGACACCGGAAGCGUUUGGUGGUUGGAAUGGUGUUUUGAACACAUCCAUGGUUAUAGUAGCGGUGCUGUAUACAGCGAUUGGAUUCUUCGGCUACCUGAAAUAUGGCGACAAAGUGCACGGCAGUAUAACUCUGGAUCUACCGGAUGACUUAUUGGCGCAGAGCGUUCGAGCUGUGAUGGCUCUCUCUAUAUUCCUUUCAUACGGCCUGCAGUUCUACGUGCCUAUGAAUAUAGUGUGGCCUUACGUCAAAUCCAAGCUGACCUCGGACUACGCACUAAAACAUGGGGAAGUGGUGACUCGUUUCGUGUUGGUUUUUAUUACGUUUGUUGCGGCCGCAUUAAUUCCCAACCUGAGUGGUAUAAUUUCAUUGGUGGGCGCCUUUAGCAGUUCAGCGUUGGCAAUUAUUUUCCCGCCAUUCAUUGAAAUUAUGACGUUUUGGCCCGAGCGUAUGGCCAAAGACGAAUGGGUAUUAUGGAAAGAUAUCGCUUUAAUACUAUUUGGUUUGACAGGUUUUGUGUUUGGUACUUACGCUAGUGUAGAAAAUAUUUUGCAGCACUCU
Iphiclides podalirius (scarce swallowtail) is the source of this 1101-nucleotide messenger RNA. The record is from the annotation of a GenBank genome assembly. Lineage: Eukaryota; Metazoa; Arthropoda; Insecta; Lepidoptera; Papilionidae.